AGUUCUGUGAGUAGUCCUUGUACUUUACUCCCCGCCAGUAAAGACGUGGAAUUUUACAGGACUUUUAAACAGAGUCUAAGGUCUGUGGUGGAGACUGACCAGCUGUUAUCGGCUGUCUGUAGCCGCCUCAAAGUAAGCGAGUGUGGAUUCUUCACUGCAAAUUCUCUGCUGAUACCAUAUAUACUAUGCACCAAUAGGAAAGAGAGAGAUGAGUUGGGCUGAGGAGGACUGGACAGUGGGCCUUUCAGGUCGAGUUCUGCAAAAGGUGAAGGAACUGCAGGUUCAUCAUGAGCGAUUGUCCAGAGAAAACAAACAGAAGCAGCUGCAGUUGGACAACAUCCAAGUGAGCCUUGAAAAACAGACUGUGAAGUACGAGGAGGUGCGUGGGGAGCUACAGUUUGUGCAGAGAGAUCUCCAGAGUGUUCGUGAUGAGGCCAAAGCAGCAGCAGCCAGCAGGGAGCGCCUGGUCCAGGAGCUUCACACCAAACAAGCACAAGUUUGCUCUUUGGAGGGACAGCUUGAUGCAACGCGUAGCCAAAACAACAAGCUCACUCAGGAAAUCAAAAGAUUAGAGGCAGAGCUUGAGAAACUGCAGAACAGCAGCAAGUCUUCAGAUGUCACUCUGUUUUCUACUCCAUGCUGGAACACAUCCUCACCCUGGGAACAUAAUGGUAGCAGGAGGUAUGAUGAGAAGUCGGGGACAAGAGAUGAAGUUCAAAGCCAACAUUCUCAUAUCAAGCAGCGACUGCCCUUCUCAGACAUGCCCACAAGUUCAGUGUCAAGGCAACACAAGAGCACACCGCACCGUCAUCCGUCUGACCAAUCAGAGUCUUUUGCAACUCCCUCAUCUGUUUUUCCAUGGGAACGAGAUGACACCAGGCAUUCAGCCAGGAGACACUCACCGUCUUCUCCCCAGAUGCCCUGCAGUGGCCUGUCACCACUGGAGCAUUCUGGGAAGGAGAGGGAUUCCAGGGCUCAGAUGGAUACAUCGUUGUCAGAAAUGCAGAGUCGUGUGUCUGGUCUGGAGGAGGAACUUUCGGCCAAAGUCAAGAUGUUGAAGUCGAUUCAAAGUGAAAUGGCACAGAGCAAGAAGGAGCUCACGGCACGGGAGCUGAGUCUGCAGAAAGCUCGGGACGAGAUCAGCAUGGCACACACCCGCAUCUCACAAGAGAGUCAACGGGCAUCAGGAGCUGAGCAAAAGCUGAAGCAGGUACAGGAGGAGCUGAAGUGUCAAAGGCAAAAUGCAGAGAGCAGUCGACUGCAGCACCAGCAGAGAACUAAAGAACUGGAGAAACAACAUCAGAAGGAUAUCACAGAGCUCCAGAAGGAGAGGCAGUUGCUGGAAAAGCAGCAUCAGCAAGAGGUGAACAAGCUGAACCAGGAACUGCAGCAGGCCAGGACACUGCACAAUGCACUGCAGGCACAGGCUGAUAAGCUCUCUUUGCAGAAACAAGCUCUGGACAAAGAGCUGGACACACUGAAGGAGAAACUAAAGUGGACAGAGGGACAACUGCAGGAGAGUCAGAAGAAAGAAGCUCAGACCCAAGGCAAACUAGCGGAAGCACUGCGUGAAGCUGAGACUGUGACUGUGAGUCUGGAGCAGAGCAGGAAGCGAGAGCGAGGCCUAGAGGAAGAAAAGAGAAGUCUAGCAGAGGAGCGAGCCAACGCCCUGCGUCUCCUCAAAGAACUACAGGAGCAAAAAGCUGCACCACCACCAUCCCAACAACCAGUGCAAUUUCAUUCCCAGCCGUCCUAUGCACCUCCUCCUCACUCUUCAGAUUGCAUAAAGCGUCCUGCAGCUACUAGUCGACAAGGACAAAAGAAGAAAGAGGAGGACGUAGAAGAGAUGCAAGCAGACAUCUCUGCUCCUUAUCCUUCUGACAGAGAGCCAGGAGAGGGCAUCGACUCUGAAGACAUCACUGUCCUCAUCUCCCAAGACUCAGAAAGUUUAGGAAUCAGGCGAAAUAGUAACAAGGAGAAAAGACAUGAAGUGAUGGAUUGUGAUGGCUCCCAAACAAAGAACUCCAGCAUUUCCAACCCUGCUCAUGUUCUGUCCACCAACACCUCUGUGGACGUAUAUCAUCACACCAUGCUUCUUUCUGAUGAAAAGUCUCUUAACCCAGAGCAGACCAAAGCGGAUUUAGAACUGAAAAGGGAAAACACCAUGCUGCGCUCAGAGAUAAAAGAUGUUCGUGAAGAACUCCAGAAACGACUGGAGGACCUGGAAACCCAAAGACGGGCUGAAGCUGAAACCAGGACCCGACUCAAGCAGCUCAGCCGCAAACAUGCCAGUCAGACUACAGAGAAGCAGGAGCAGGAGAAAGAAUGGAAGACUAAACUGGAGAGUGAGAAACUGGAGGUGGAAAGACUGAAGAAGACCAUAGCUGGAAUGGAGACAGAGAUGAACAAAAGAAAGGAGGAAAGGGGGAAGAGGGAGAUAGAGGAGGAAACUAAAGUCAUGGAGGACAGAGAGAGUGAAAUGAUAGAACUGAAUAUCCAGCUGAAGAAGCAGCUUUCAGAAGCGAAAGCUCAGUUGGCUUUAGAGCGAGAAGAGAGACAGAGAGAGCAAGAGGAGAGGACCCAGCAUGCAGAUGUUCAGAUGGAGAUGAGCACGAAACUGGCAGAACUUCAGGCCGAGCUGGAAGAACUUAAACACAGUAAGGAAGAACAUGAUAAAGGAGUAGAUGACAGACGGUUGCUUGCCAACAGUCCACUGGCGUACAUGACUCUCCAUGAUGAUGAGCUCAACUCCAACGUUGUUCACCAUGACACCAAACCCCUCCUUUCUCCUGAGCAGCACCUCCUCUUCUGCCAAUCCACAAACCAAAUCAACACGCUUGUUUCUCAGGGAACAGAUUUAAUUCAAGGAGAACAACUGAUGAUAGAACCUAAAGGUUCACCUUUGUCAAGUUGUAGUCUGACUAGUCAAGAAGCCUUGGACCAGGAAGACACUGAUCAAAAUGUUCUUGAAGCAGCUUCCUUGUCUGACCAGCAGGAAGAUGACUUUCACCUCCAGAAAAGUGAGUUUUCUCCCUCACAUCUGGAAAAAGAGGUGACACACCUACAGAAGGAGAAGGCAAAGGAAACAGAUCGUGCAAACAAGAACCAGGUGAAGCUUGAGGCUCUGCAGAGUCAGGUGACAAGUCAGACACGGCAGCUGACCAAGGCCUUUGAAAAGCAGAGUCAGCACAUCUGCGGCCUUCUAGCUGAACUGCAGCAAAAAGAGAUUGCCCUCCUCAGGCAGGGAGAAGAAAUGCAGAAAUGUAAGUUGGAGCUGGAAGCUUUAAAGGCUGAACAAGGGACUAAGAAAGAUGAGAAUCCUGGUUCAAAAGAAGACAAGGAGGCGGUGCAGUUCUCAGAGCUGGAGGACUCUGCUGCUCACCUCAACACUUCAAACUCACUGUCAGAUGUGGAUUUAUCUGCACUGGAAAGUGAAGAGGACAAUGAAGCCCUGUUUCUAGGAGACCAGUGUCCAGACUGUGACAACUCAGACAAGACUGAGAGUAAUCAGGAUUCUGCUUGUGUCACAGAAGAGACAGAGUGCAGUCAGGGAGGAGAAACAACUGCAGAGCUGCUCAUCCUGAGACAGGAGAACCGGCUUCUGAAACAGAAAAUAAAAGACUUCACUGUCUCCAACACCUGUGGACCAACAUCACACACCAACACACAAGACACUGCUGUUCUGUCCUGUCCCACUGACCAGUGGAUGUCCAGGGAGCAGAAAGACAUCAAAGUGGAGGAGUCACUGCUGCCGAACCAGAUGAGAAGUGAAGAUGGUGCUGAGGAAGAGCAGGAGGACAUGUCUCAGGAUCUGCAGAUCAAGAACUUGGAGCAGCAGGUGGUGGUGCUGCAGAUGAGAGUUCAAGCUCUCUGCACAGAGACGCAGGAGCAGAGUGAGGAGCUCUCACUGUGGAGACUUUCCUCUCAGCCAACUGCAACAUUAGACCAGUUUAAAGAACAGAACCAACCCUCGGCCGUCAAACAAUCCCAGUCAGACCAGGAGCAGACAGAGGAGACGACACAUGUCUCAGGUUCCCCCAGUGUGACAGUGGUCAGAGAAGACCAGUUGAUUCUCUCCUGCUCCUCCAACAAAUUGCAGGGACGCAUGUUGUUCUCCAGACUGCAGUACAGCAACCUCCCUGAACCAACGGAUUUGCAUCACUCCAAAAAGACAGGAAACAGUCAGGAAACUGUUAUCGUUGAUCAGGAAUCAGAAAAAGAAAACCUGCAGUGGUCAGACGUCUGCCCACCACAACACACCAACAAGAGCCUUGCUCACUUUCAAAUGUCAUUGGAGGGAACGGGUAAACAUGUUUCCAAAGAACCCAGUAAGACCAAGCCAACAGAGGACCACAGGGAUAACCCUGUGUCAGGACCAGACUCUGUCAGAACCUGUGAUGAAACAAAGACAGUCAGUGAUUCUUCAGAGAGAGCAGUGAGGGUGGGAGUGAAGAGUGUCAGCAGUCAAACAGAGGAGAGCCCCUGUCCUCCAGCACAUGAACUUCACUCUGCCUACACACAGACUGAAGAAGAAAUAGAGGAAAUAGAAUCACCUCCCGUCUCCCCCAUCCCACCAUCUGAGGGUGCAGAGUCUAGAGACAAGAUGUUUACAGGUGCCUUUCCCAUCCCAGCCGACCCAGCCCGUCUGGCUGAAAGGAUCCGCAGAAACAGAACGCAGCUCUCAGCAGCCUUUGACGACACAGAGUACGAGCCAUAUGGACUGCCAGAGGUCGUCAUGAAAGGUUUUGCUGAUAUCCCCACUGGUCCUUCCUGUCCUUACAUCGUGAGGAGAGGUUUGUUAGGGACGUGUGUGGUACCGGUCUCACAGAAAGAAGAGGAGACUGAUUAAUAAACGUCUUUAGGUCAGUUAACUGUGGACAUCAGUGAUGAACUCCAGCUAUUUUACAAAAACACUCCAGUCACCAGCAAAAAACAGCUCCCUCCCUGUGGGCGUCAGUGUCAGAACAGACACCUGUACUACUGUGGAUCACUAGUUUGAUUCUGGCUCUGAUUGCUGUGUGCUGACUCUACAUCCACCUGUGUUUAGUUGCAGAAGUGAUCAUUAAGGGAUUUUUCUUGAGUGUUUGCGACUAUGACAAAGGGACUGUUAAGUUUAGGGUAACUCUACAUGAAUGUUUGGCUACAACAUCAGCCUUCUCGGAGUAAAACAGUGCCUAAGUGAUGAUUUUUUUAAGCAUGCACUUGUCAAAUGAGUUUGACUUGUUUUCCCCAGAGGGAAGGUCGAAGAAGGGUCUCCUGUGAAAUGUGAUGAUGUAUAUGUUCUUUUUGUUCCU
This is a messenger RNA of Cynoglossus semilaevis (tongue sole), 5294 nucleotides long. RefSeq names its product centromere protein F. The transcript has 19 exons. Gene Ontology annotation, cellular component: chromosome, centromeric region; spindle pole; nucleus. NCBI's taxonomy places the organism in Eukaryota, Metazoa, Chordata, Actinopteri, Pleuronectiformes, Cynoglossidae. Bases 209 to 4849 code for a protein of 1546 amino acids. Gene Ontology annotation, biological process: regulation of G2/M transition of mitotic cell cycle; metaphase chromosome alignment; mitotic cell cycle. Gene Ontology annotation, molecular function: microtubule binding; dynein complex binding. The record is from RefSeq and is a predicted model, not a curated record.